CACCACCGUUUUUUUGCCUAUUCCAAAUUUCCACACAUUUUAUUUUCAUUUCUUAAUAUUUAUUUCCUUAUCAUUUCUUUCUCUCACCAACCAACAAGUUCUCCUUUCUACCCAUUUCGUCUCCUUCAUUUUGACGUUUUCUUUAGAUCUGUUAAUAAUCCCAUCCAUGGCUUGGUCUAGUCACUAGUGGUGUUAUCUCUCUGUGUGGAAUAAAAAGCAAGGUUUUUUAAUCACUUGGAUUGUUUUAAGAUAUGGCAACUUUGAACCCUUUUGAUUUGUUGGAUGAUGAUGCUGAGGAUCCAAGCCAGCUCGCUGUUGCCAUCGAGAAGAUUGAUAAGUCCAAGAAAUCUGGACAGGUUUCGAGCUUGCCUGCUAAGUCAGCUCCUAAGCUUCCAUCGAAGCCACUUCCUCCUGCUCAAGCCGUGAGAGAGGCAAGGAGUGAUGCUCCACGUGGUGGUGGAGGCCGUGGAGGAUUUAACCGUGGUCGUGGUGGUUACAACCGUGAUGAUGGUAACAAUGGAUAUUCAGGGGGAUACACUAAACCCUCAGGUGAAGGAGAUGUUUCAAAGUCUUCUUACGAGAGGCGUGGCGGUGGUGGUGCUCCUCGUGGUUCCUUCCGUGGUGAAGGUGGUGGACCUGGUGGUGGUCGUCGUGGUGGAUUCAGCAAUGAGGGUGGUGAUGGGGAACGUCCUCGAAGGGCCUUUGAGCGUCGUAGUGGAACUGGCAGAGGGAGUGACUUCAAGCGUGACGGAUCUGGUCGUGGGAAUUGGGGAACUCCAGGGGAAGAGAUAGCUGCUGAGACUGAAGCAGUAGCUGGUGUUGAGACUGAGAAGGAUGUUGGAGAGAAGCCAGCUGUUGAUGAUGUAGCUGCUGAUGCUAACAAGGAGGAUACUGUUGUUGAGGAGAAAGAGCCUGAGGAUAAGGAAAUGACUCUUGAUGAGUAUGAGAAAAUACUCGAGGAGAAGAAAAAGGCACUUCAAUCAUUAACUACCUCUGAGAGGAAAGUUGAUACGAAAGUGUUUGAAUCAAUGCAACAACUGUCAAACAAGAAGUCUAAUGAUGAAAUCUUCAUCAAGCUGGGUUCUGAUAAGGACAAACGCAAAGAUGACAAAGAAGAGAAGGCUAAGAAGGCUGUGAGCAUCAAUGAGUUUCUGAAGCCAGCAGAGGGUGGGAACUACUACCGAGGAGGUCGUGGUGGCCGUGGACGUGGUGGUCGUGGCCGUGGAGGUGUUUCUAGUGGCGAAUCUGGUGGUUACCGUAAUGAAGCUGCACCGGCAAUUGGAGAUGCUGCUCAGUUCCCAUCUCUUGGGGGCAAGUAAGAUCCAUCCAUGAUAACGUCCACACUCGUGCAUCCUCCUUUAGGAUUUUGUGCGAGGAUUUACUGUUUACUGGUCUCUCGUUGUCAGAUGUAAAUAAUUAGGUGUCGUCGUCAGUUUUUAGAUUUUAUGCAAAACUUUACACUUGUUGGUGUUCUUUACUUUUGAAACAGUACACUCUUCUUAAUUUUACCAUUUUACUCGUUUUGUGUUUGUUGUUUUCUUAUUUAUGAAACAUGUUUUGAGACGGACAUAUCUAAUGUUAUCGGGUUUGAGUCUUUACUCUGUC
Arabidopsis thaliana (thale cress) is the source of this 1605-nucleotide messenger RNA. Its product is annotated as Hyaluronan / mRNA binding family. The transcript is spliced from 7 exons. The coding region runs from base 252 to 1319 and encodes 355 amino acids. The record is from RefSeq and is marked reviewed. Gene Ontology annotation, cellular component: perinuclear region of cytoplasm; nucleus. Gene Ontology annotation, molecular function: RNA binding. NCBI's taxonomy places the organism in Eukaryota, Viridiplantae, Streptophyta, Magnoliopsida, Brassicales, Brassicaceae.